Monopterus albus (swamp eel) is the source of this 1194-nucleotide messenger RNA. RefSeq names its product claudin f (gene cldnf). The record is from RefSeq and is a predicted model, not a curated record. The coding region runs from base 56 to 793 and encodes 245 amino acids. NCBI's taxonomy places the organism in Eukaryota, Metazoa, Chordata, Actinopteri, Synbranchiformes, Synbranchidae. Gene Ontology annotation, cellular component: bicellular tight junction; membrane. The transcript has a single exon. Gene Ontology annotation, molecular function: structural molecule activity.
CAGGCCUCAACGCUGAAACACUUCUCUCUCCUGCUGCAGUCAAACCCUCUUCACCAUGGGGAGGAUUGGCAAGGAAGUGGUAGGUCAGAUCUUGAGCUUCAUAGGCCUUGUUGGGGUGGCAGUGGCUACUGGGAUCCCCAUGUGGAGAGUGACCACCUAUAUCGGAGCCAACAUUGUGACUGGACAAAUAGUGUGGGAUGGUCUGUGGAUGAACUGUGUGAUGCAGGCCACUGGACAGAUGCAGUGCAAGAUACAAGAUUCUGUGAUGAGCCUGUCCUCAGAUCUGCAAGCUAGCCGAGCUCUUGUCAUCUUGUCCCUCGUUAUCGGCUUCAUUGGCUUCAUAAUCAGCAUCCUUGGAGCCAAGUGCAUGAGCUGCCUGAAGAAAGAUUCAUCGCAGGCCAAGGUGGUGAUCACAGCCGGCUUUCUCAUCAUUGCUGCUGCUAUCCUGAUCCUGAUCCCUGCCUGCUGGUCUGCAUCUGUCACCAUCACAGACUACCAGAGCACCCUUACAAUUUCAACACAGAAGAGGGAGCUUGGUGCCUCUAUCUACAUCGGCUGGGGCUCUGCCGCAAUUCUUCUGAUUGGAGGGAUCAUCCUAACAACUUCCUGUCCUCCUCAAAAACCCAUGUAUGGAUACCCAGGUUACCCACCAGCACCAAUGUACCGUUAUACAGGCCCAGCAAAUUAUGGCCCUGUUUAUGCUCCCCCAUCCAGCGCACAAUACACAGGCACACACCUACCAAGCAAACCAUAUGCAGUACCAGCCACGCACGCUCCUUCACAGUACAUAUAAAAACUGAAGGGACAGACUGAAGAGAAGGACUGAGACUUCUGCCAUGGUGGCUUCAGGAACUUGCUAUGCCUUUAGAAAGUAAAACUGCACCUAAAUAAAAGCUGUCUCUGUAGGAUGGUAUGUAUACCAGUACACUGCAUGGAUGGAUGUAGAAUGUAUUCACUCAAACAAUCACUGUCAUUGUUAUAAUUGAUUAUUAUGAAUGUUUCAUCAAAUGAUUCAUUAUUUGGAUUGAUUUUGUGCUCUGGGGUAAAAUUCUUGUUUAUCAAUUCUUGACAUAUGAAGAAUGUUGUGUCUAUUUGGUUGUGUACAGUGAAGCUUCCAAUGCUUUUCAUAAGAAAGUUACUGUUGGUAUUUAUUUCCUUGUCAUUCAAAGCAUAUUUUGUACAUAAUGAUGUUUG